GCCUUCACAGCUCGCUUACGAUUUUGGAAUGCGUGUGCGACCCCAAUGUUAUUCGGCAAACUUUCAGAUAAAACUACAAGGUUAAAUUCAUCCAUACAUUGUUUUUCGAUAGCAUGCUUCUGAACUGAGAUAAUAGCAAAUGAAUGUAAAUCUUUGCAAAUGAAUGGUCGCAACCUUGCCAUAGACUUCAGAAUCUGAACUCAAGAACAGUUUGGAUGAUCUAGGAUAUCCCGACUGAUCUGAUAUUGUCUUUUGAAUUUUCAUAAGACUUACUGGGCAUGAUAGAUUGGAAUCGUAGCUUUGUGUAAUGUCAGAAGUUACCACUACACCCGUAGACUUCAGGCUCUGAACUCAAAAAUAGUUUGGAUGACCAAGGAUAUCCUGACUGAUCUGAUACUGUCUAUUGAACUUUCAGAAGACUUACUGGACAUGAAAGAAUACAAAUCGUAGCUUUGUGCAAUAAAAAAAGUUACUGUUACACCCGUAGACUUAAGGAUCUAAGCUCAAGAACAGUUUGGAUGACCUAGGAUAUCCAGAAAAUCGAACGAUCGAGCUCGAUGUGGCUUUUAUGCAGUUUAUCGAGCGAUAAACUACAUAAAAUAGUUGCUGCAUCAAAUUGUAGGCCACGAUCUAGAUUUCUGUUUAUCAAUGUUGGACUUCUGAUAAAUUUUACAUUUUGCAUUACUUCAGAGCCUUCAUAAAACAUCCGCCAGCUUGAAUUCUGUCCCAUCAUAUUUGAUUUUAGGCUGACAUCUUGGAUUGUACGGUCAUCAUUUUUGAAUUCCGGGCAUCCUUCCAUCACCAAAUAUACCCAUUUUGCAGGAUUUUGAAAUCGAUAACUCCAUUAAACAGCCACCAUUUUGAAUUUUGGGUCGCAAUCUUAAAAUUUUGACCGGCAUCGUAAAUUUUGUGAUCUCCCUGAUUAAUCAGUUUUAAAAUUAGCCAGUUCCACCAGUGCUGAGCCCGAGUCCCCAAGAAGACCAUUCCUUCGGAACGUGUCGACCGUUCGAUUCUUGCUAAAAUCCGUAAAAUCUUCCGAAGUGCCUAGAAAGUGGUUACCUAGUUUUGUACACAGACAUACACACAUACAUACACACAGACAUCAACUCAAUUCGUCGAACUGAGAUGAUUAGAAUUUAUUAAUUAACUCUCCCAAUCAAUAUAUAGUCUUUCAGUACAAUUUACACGUUUUUUGUACAAGAUAGGCAAAAAAGGAGUGUAAACCCUGAGACCUUCCGGCGUUAGUUCCUCCUGGCUCUCACGGUGUCAAAAAAUAAAUUAUUAUCGAACUGUUAUGUACCUUGGAUUCUUCGUCACCGAAUCAUAUCGUUACACCGUGCCUCUGAGAUACUCUUUGGAACUCCCCGAGAUACCCUGAAAACCCCUAUUAAAUUCUCGUGAGAGACCCUGAAAUGCCUCUGAAACGCACUAGAGAAUCCCUGAAAGCCCCAGAAACAUAUCAGUUUCUGAAAUCGCUUAAACUUUCUGAAACGCCCCCAAAAAAAACUCUCCUUAAACUCCCUGGAACCUUAUGAAGAACCCCCACUGAUAUGUUUUGUAACCUCUUGCUCCCUUAAAAAUAAUUGGUCCUCACUUUGCCUCCCUUUUAAACCCCAUUGGCGUCCCUCUGAAGACCCCUGAGAUCUGCAUUUGGGACUCCAUUUCACCUCACCAAGUAUAUUUGUUAUGAACCUCCUUAAACACCUCUAUGACCAAUUUGCCCUUAAUCUUGUUUGAGACUCUCUAUUGUCCUCUCCCUUAAGCAACCCUGACACCAGUAGGGUGUCAGUAGGGCGCGGGCGGGGUUGACCCUGCCCGCCUUCCGAGGACAAAGGGAGUGGCGAGGACCACUCGGGAAACUGGCUAAGCGCCAGCAUGCUAUCGUGAUGGACUCUCCAGUGCGAGUCAUCGAUGUUCGUUGCUGCUAGGCUACGGCAGCUAACCUUGAGGGUGCGAUAUGCACUAGCCCCUCUCUGAAGCAAUACCUUCUUGGUGGUUCCGGAGAGACGUAGGGUUUGGCGACCAUAGGAAUGUGUUUUAGUGGGUCGAGGAGAGAGUAGUCCUGGCUUCUACCGGCAUUGUAGAAGACGGCCUCAUCCCCACACUACCCUAACCUUCCUGUUAGGGUGUCUGAUGAGCAGAUUUAUCCCCCUAUGGUUUAGAAGGAAAAAAAAAAAAAAAAAAACCCUGACACCAUUGUAAUAGUUGGAUUUGGAUGAGGCUCUGGAUGUUUUCAGAAGUUCCCCGGGAGCCUAAUAGGAAUGAGUUUCAAAUGGGCUUUAGGAGGCUCCAGAGGGUUUUAGGUUGUUUCAGGUAGUUUUAGGUGCCUUUCAAAGGUAUUCCAGAGAUUUUCAGGUCCGAUUUGAAAAAUUACCGAAUGCUUCAGGGAGUUUUAAGAAGUUUUAGGAAGUUUCAGAGAUUUCCAUUUCAUUCCAGAGGAUUUCAAACUUAUUCUAGGGGUCUCAAAAGUCCUUUGUGAUGCAUUUCAAGGAGAAUAAGGAGCUUUGCAGAGGGAUUCAUGUAGUUCCAGAGCCACUACUUUAAUCUUCAUGAGAACCUUGAAAAAGCUACUAAAAUCUUUUUCACUGCAAUCUCUUGUAAUGUUCUCAAAACCUGAAAACCCCUUGAAGGCGACUGAAACAUCCUUGAAACCCCUUGAGACCCUCUGAAGAACCCCUGUAACCCUUCUGAAAUACCCCUGAAAGCCCCUCACAUCCCCUGAAAUGCCCCUGAAAUCCUCUCAAGGUGUCAAAAAAUUAAUUAUUAUCGAAUUGUCAUGUACCUCGGAUUUUUCGUCACAGAAUGUCAGGGAUUUUGACAUCGAGCCUCUGAGAUACCCUUUGAAACUCCCUAAGAGACCCUGAAAACCCCUUUUAAAUUCUCCUGAGAAACCCUGAGAUGUCUUUGAAACGCACUAUAGCGUCCCUGAAACUCCCAGAAACGUAUCAGAAACGCUCUGAAAUGUUUCUGCAAUCGCCUAAACAUUCUAAAACACCCCUAAAAACCUCUCCUCAAACACCCUGGCACCUUAUGGAAACCACUGAAAACCCCCUGACAUGUUCUGAAAUGUUCCUGAAAUAUCUCAAAAGCCCUUUGAAAUCUAAUACUCUUUGGAAACACCUGGAAAGCUCCUAAAGCUCCGGAGCCGCUCCUCCAAUCUUCAUGAGAACCUUGAAAAAGCCACUUAUAACCUGUUUCACUGCAAUCUCUUGCAACGUUCUCAAAACCUGAAAGCCCCAUGAAGUCGCCUGAAACAUCGUUGAAACCCACUGAGAUCCUCUGAAGCGCCCCUUUAACCCUCUCGAAAUGUCAUGUACCUCGGAUUUUUCGCCACAGAAUGGCAAAGAUUUUGUCACCGUGCCUCUGAAAUACUCUUUGGAACUCCCAGAAAGACCCUGAAAACCCCUUGAAAGGGACGUUUCAAGGGGGACUCAGGGGUUUCAGGGGCUGUCAGGAGAUCUCAGUGGAAUUAAAGGGGGUCUCAGAGAGAUCUAGAAACAUUCUAGCGGGUCUCAGAGGCGUUUCAGGGAAUUCCAAGAGCAUUUCAGGUGGUCUCAAGGGGGUUCCAGGGAGCCUCAGGGGCGCUUCUAGGGAUCUCAGGGAGAUCUAGGGAAUUUCUAGUGGGUGUCAGAGGUGUUUCAGGUAGUUCUAGGAGCGUUUCAGGUGUUUCAGUGGGUAUCACGAGGUCUCAGGGGUGUUCCAAGAGGGUGUCAGAGGGUACGAGGUUUUUUAGGAACGUUUGCAUCAACACGAAUGUUGUUGUUUUUCGGAUAACCAACCGAAAUGGUAUGUUAGACAUACGUAAUGCCAGAAGUUCACACGUUUGCAUGCCAAAUUUGAGUCGUAACAACAUAAAAUAACUGCAAAACGUGAUUGCUGCUCACAAGUCAUAGUGCAGAGGUAAUACAAAAUUAUCGCAAGUAUCUUGAACAUCCUAGCAUCCUAGAGGGUUAGGAUCUUCAGCAAAGUUGUAUAGAUUGAUUGUGCUGCAUUUUUAUGACUAUGGUUUUGAUCUAGAUCGGCUGAAACUGAUCUAGAUAAAUUUUAUAUUUCAAUACGACGCUCUAGUGUUCUCGAUAUGCAUCCUACAGGGCAAAGUAUUUUGAAUUGGUUGGUGUUCAGUUUUGAUCUAGAUCGGCACAAACUCAUCUUUUAUCUUUCAAUACGAUGUUCUAGCGUUCUCGAUAUGCAUCCUGGGAGUUGGAGUCUUCGACAAAGUACUUUAAAUUAAUUGGUACUACAUUCUUACUUCUUCAGUUUUGAUCUAGAAUAUCCAGAGCUUUUGAGUAAGAAUAAAUGAUCUAGAUCAGUUUAGACAGAUCAAGAUCAAAACCAAACAGGUAAGAAUGUCGUACCAACUAAUCAGAAGCACUUAUGCAAAGACUGUCUUCCAACAAGGUGCUUUUCUAGAGCUUUGGAGAGAUAAAUCGAAAGAAAACAACUGAUCUAGAUCAGUUACAGCAGAUCUAUACCAAAACCGAAGAUGUUGAAUGUAGUAACUAUCAACCUUAAACUUUGCCGAAGAUUGCCCUCUAGGAUGCAAGUUCUAAUGCUCUGGAGAGACAUGCAAAAAAAAAACUCUAGAGCAGUUACAGCAAAUCUGGAUCAAGAUCGAAGCUUGUAAUUUGGGUGUCAAUAAACCCAAGACACUUCUUCAAAGACUCCAACCCUUCAGGAUGCAUAUCUAGAAUACUACAUAACCAUAUAAAAAAAAACCCAGAUUGAUCCACCUAGUGGUGAUAGUGCCUUUCUCGUCGAAUAUGUACUCAUGAUCUUUACGUCGACAUUAGCCGAUCCUGAGAACACUUAUACGCUAAAUACGAUUCAUGUAAAAUUUGACCUUCUUAUGAACCCAAAUUGUGCACAGUAAUUUUAGACGCAAAAGGAGAUUGGAAAAAAACUUUAUUUAGUGUUGAUGCGAUCAAAUUGUAAUUUUCCCAUAACACGUUGAUCCAUCCUGUUAAUAUAAAUAACACCACAGGAAUUUGAAAUGGUGUGAUUUGAUAGAUUGCUUUGGUCAUGAUUUUGUUCUCUUGCAUAUAUGAAGAUUUUGACCAGUUGCAAAUUCAUGAUCUGAAAUACGAUGUGGAAUUCGGAAUUACAAGAACACGAGAGGAGCUAGACCUUUGAUGCCAAAGAACGAAUUGUAGAAUAGAAUAGGGGCUACACAUUUGCCUAGGAGAAAUCUCAAAUUUAUUACGCAUUUUUCAAAAAUAAAUUUCAAAAACAAAUAAAAAACAAUACUUUCGAGAUUAUCUGCUUUAGAAAACUAAGUUUUUUAACUAAACCAAUAGAUUCAAAGAUCUUUUUUGGGUAGAAAAUUUAAUAAUCAUUCAAGUGAGGGUUAAAAAGCUGUGAUAAGAUUGACCAUUUUCAAGUUAUAGCCAGUUUAAGCAUGAGCAUAGAUGACCGCACAAUUCGUAGUGGCUACUCAAUGAUUGACCAAAGCAAUCGAAAUUGCACAAGGAAUCAAUUAAUAAGUUUUUAAGUUAUAGCCAGUUUGAGGCAUGCAAUACAAAAACAUGUGAAGUUCAAUUACUACGUAACGGUUGAGAUUUGACCAUAUGCGUAGAAUUUUUUUUUCACCAUUCAUGAUCCUCUAUCACUCCUUGAAAAGUUUGCAUUCACGAGCCUACCACCCUGUAUGGUCUGAACCUAUUUGCUUGCUAACGUUCAUAAGGUUAUCAAAAAAGCCGCGCUUUGAUGUGUCGCAUGCAUAGGUUUGGUUCAAUUUUAUGUUUGGCCGCUUUCGGAGGGACACCCGGUACUAGCGGCAGUCCCUAAUGUGGUCUUAGUCUACUUCCUUGAUAACCAGUCAUCAAGCCGUUAUUUGUUGUAUCGCAUACAUGGGAUCGGUUCUCUUUUAUAUAAGGCCAUUUCCGGUGGGACACCCGGUAACGGUUCCGGAACAAGACCGGAUCAGAUAUGGUCUGAGACUAUUUUCUUACUAACCAUUGAUCAGGUUAUCGGAAAAGCCGCUUUUUGAUGUGUCGCAUGCAUGGGCUUGGUUCACUAUUAUAUUCGGACACUUUCGACGGGACAUCCGGAAAGUGUGGUAGUGACCUGUUCAGAUAUGGUCGGAGACUAGUUUUUUGCUAAUCUUUCAUUGGGUUAUAAAAAAGCCGCGAUUUAAUGUGUUGUAUGCAUGGGUUUGGUUCACUUUUAUAUUUGGCCAUUUCCGUCGAGAGACCCGGAACUGGUUCCGGAAUACAAUCGGCAGUCCCCAAUGUGGCCUGACCCUACUUCCUUAAUAACCGGCCAUCAGGUUAUUGGAAAAGGCGUGAUUUGAUGUGUUGCGUGCUUGGGUUUGGUUUACUUUUAUAUUUGGCCACUUCCGUCGGGACCCCCGCCGGAACUGGAUCCGGAACACUACCGAUUCAGAUAAGGUCUGACACUAUUUUCCUGCUAACUGUUCAUCAGGUUACCGAAAACACCGCUGCUUGAUGUAUCGCAUUAAUGGGUUAUGUUCAAUUUUAUAUUUGGCCACUUCCGGCGGGACACCCGGAACCGGUUCCGGAACACUACCGGUUCAGAUAUGGUCUGAGACUAUUUUCCUACUUACCGUUCAUCAGAUAAACGAAAAUGCCGUGGUUUGAUGGGUCGCAUGCAUGGGUUUGUUGCAUUUUCAUGUCUGACCCCUUCCAGGGGUACCGGUCCGGAACACCUAAAUGGCCAUAACUCCGGAACGGCUAGACCGAUCCGAACCAUUUUCAAUAGGAAACAAUGGGACCAGAUUCCGCGUCGAAUGAACCAUCGGUCAUUAAAAUCGGUUGAGGUUUACUGCCAAAAAGUGAUGUGGGUUUAUUUGUACACACAGACAUCACCUCAAUUCGUCGAGCUGAGUCGAUUGGUAUAUGUGACUCGACCCUCCGGGCCUUUUAUCAAAAAUUCAUUUUUGGAGUGAACAUAUAGCCUUUCCAGCACACUUAGUAUACGAGAAAGGCAAAAAGAACUGAUCUAUAUCAUUUCGGUAGAUCUAGAUCAAACUCGAACACGUCGGAAUGUAAUACAUGCAUAUCGAAAACACUAGAACAUCGUUUCGAUCUAGAUCGAAACCAUAGCCAUAAAAGUGUAGCACCAAUCAAUCUAGACAACUUUGCUGAAAAGGGAUGUUCAAGAUACUUGCGAUAAUUUUGUAUUACCUCUGCACUAUGACUUGUGAGCAGCAAUCACGUUUUGCAUUUAUUUUAUGUAGUCACGGCUCAAAUUUGGCAUGUAAAUAAAAUAUAUCAGAUAUUUUAAAAACGUUACUUGCUCAGGCUUUGCUGGAGUAAAAACGAGCAAACCUAAAAACAUGAAUUUUGUAUAAAAUAAAAGUAGAAAAGUUGGGUCGGAGAUCCCUGAAAGGAAACUUAAAAUCGGUUCACAGGCGGCUGAGAACGAGCUGCUCAAACUUUCAGUUCCCACUAUUUUCCGACCAUGCUAUUCCGCGUAGUAUUUUUAUCACAGUAUUUGGAGUGUUAACGAGCUGUUUAGCCCUAGGCUAGCUCAUGUCGGGACCCACGCUUUACUUCCCUUCCGAAGUCCGAAGGGAGAACACUCAUUUUGCAGGUUUAUCGUUGGAUUCGAUCCCAGGUCCUCGCCGUGAUAAUCACGUGCUUCAACCAUCACACCAAGUCCGCUCCAGGGGGUACGAGGCCUCAGGAGCGUCUCGGGGACCUCAAUGGUAUCUGAGGGGGUCUCAAGGAUUUCCAGGGUGGUCCAGGGUCCCAGGUGCGUUACAUGGGGUUCGAGGGGGAUUUAGGGUCAUUUCGGUGGCAUUUAGGGAAGCGUUUUCGGUGGUUUUAGAAGAUCUCCUGUGCGGUUCAUGGUUUUCGUGAGGGUUUUUAGGGGGAUUUCGGAGGCAUUUCAGGAAGUUUUCUGAGGAUUUUCGGCGGGUUUCAGAAACAUUACAUUUAAAUAGCUCAUCCUUUUUAAAUGCCACUGAAACCCCUUGGAUCGAAGGGUAUUCCUGAAACCACCCCCCCCCCCCCCCCCCUUUACGUCCCUAGCCUGAAAUGCUCGGUAAGCCUCGUUGGAUAAAUGUACGACUCGUGCUGAAAAAAAAACAACUUUUUGCAACUCGUAAAGAUUUUUCAUAACACAACUCAUUCGAGUUGCUUAAGGUUCAUAAUGCAACUCAAAUGUGUUGCAUAAUAAACAUUAGGCAACAAAUUUUUCAUUAUGCAACUGUUUUCAGUUGCAUAAUAAAGUAGUGCGGAAAAACUGGGCAUUGUGAUACCGAAAUGAGUUGUAUAAAAAUAAAAAUUAUGAUACUGAAUUGCAUAAAAUAAGUUUUUGUGUAUACUAAAUCUUAUAAAUGUUGAACUUCGAAUUAUCAUUAACAUCAGUUAUUGAAGCAUUGAUCAAUAAUACAGUGGAAGAUAAACGAUUAUCGUAAUAUCUUCCAAAUUAGUCUAAAUUAUAGAGACCUUCGUUUGCUGUCGUCGUCGCGUGAAAGGGCCACUUAGGAGGGCGGAGCAUUUUCGGAAUCCAGUCAUCGAUUUGCGAUUGAACCAUUUCUAUAUCACAGCCCAACAAACGCGCCAAGCCGGCUCACGACUUUUUCCGCUGGCUUUACGGAAUUUUCAUGGAGGGUUGUCACGCUCACGACCACCAAAUCGAGGAUCGCGAUCGAGAUCCAAGCAAGCAGCCUUUAAGCGCAGCAGGGGUGUGUUGUAGCGUUAGUUCCACUACGCAACUGCUAAUGAUUGGAACGCAGAAAAAAAAUGUCAGUCAAAGAAUGAGGGAUUGAAAGUUUCAAAAAAUUAGCCCUCUCGGUGACGACCUCGCUCGCAAUGGACUGCCGAGAGGAGUUUCGAUCUGUCUCAGCCAACUCUUGGCGAAAAGUCGGCCGUGCGGUGCAACCCUAUAGAGAGGCGGCAAACUAGGGCUUUCCCACAUCAAAACUGAUUUAUGCAAUUACCGAUAACAACAAACGAAGUGGGGUCGAGAACCUGUCACAAUGUGGGGGAAGUCGGGGUAAAAUGCAUCCAGCUUUCGAAUCAUUCGAUAAAGAUGCUGGGCUCUUGAAAACUGGACUUUUUUGAGAAAUUCUGAGCUUAGCUUGGUCAUAGAAAAAGUGGACAUCUCGUCCCUCAACGGUGCAUACUACCCCAAAUCACCCCCUCACGUUUCAUUGUAUGUUGCGGCGCCGCGUCGUUUGUUAUGACGAGCUCGCCCAAGAAAGUUUGAUCGAUCCAUAAGGAGGACCGUCACUGACUGACGAUGGCGCGAGCAUAUUCGCGUGCCUAUGGAUGCGAAACUCGUGGUUUUGAUUGAUGGCAUCAUCAUCUUUUUCGCGAAGGCAGGUACCUAUCUGCCUGCCUGCCUACCUACUAUCUAAACAAUUUUACUACUAAGUCGUUGUCUGUUAGUGGUGAAUAUGGGCGACCUUGACUUGCGUGAUGGAUGGCAUUGCACGUGAUGUUUCGCGAUGGGAAAGUGGGAAGAGGGAGGGAUUCGGCUGAGAAACGAUGUCUCUCAAAAUAGCUACAAAUUUGUUAAGCUACCGAAAGAGUACUUUGCAGAAUUACGGCAGUAGUGUCCCGGAACCGAUUCCGAGUGUCCCACCGGAAGUGGCCAAAUGUAGAAGCGAGCCAAACCCAUGCAUGCGGCACAUAAGAUAGCGGCUUUUUCGAUAACCUGAAAGAAGGUCAGCAAGAAAAUAGCCUCAGACCACGUCUCAGACUACAGGUAGUGUCCCGGAGCUGGUUUAGGGUAUUCCGCCGGAAGUGGCCACAUGUAAAUGUGAACCAAACCCAUACAUGCGACACAUCUAAUAGCACCUUUUUCGAUCACCUGAUGGACGGGUUUGCUGGGAAAUAGCCUCAGAUCAUGUUUAAGUCUACCGGUAGUGCUUCAGAACCGGAUCCGGAUGUCCCGUCGGAAUUGGUCAAUUGCAAAGAUGAACCGAACUCAUGCACGCGAUACAUGAAUUCGCGGCUCUUUAGGAAAUCUCAUGAACAGUUAGCAAGAAACUACUCUCAGAUCAUUUUAGGGCAAUCGGUACUGUCCUGGAACCGGUUCCGGGUGUCCCGCCGCAAGUGGUAAAAUAACCUAAUGACGGUUAGUAAGAAAAUAGUCUCUUAGUAUUUUCGGGACAACCAGGAGUGUCGCAGAACCGGUUCUGGGUGUCCCACCGGAAGGGGUCAAAUGUAAAUGUGAAACAAACCCAUCUAUGCGAUACAUUAAAUCGCAGCUUUUAAUGUAACCGGAUGGAUGUUCAGCAAUGAAAUAGUCUCUUACCAUAUUUGGGACAAUUGGCAGUGUAGUGGAUUCGGUUCCGGGUGUCCCACUGGAAGUGAUCAAACGUAACAGUGAACGUGCAUGAGGUACGUAACAUAGCGGCUUUUUCGAAAACCCAAUGAACGGUUAGCAAGAAAAUAGUCUCAGACCACAUUUAAGACUACCGGUAGUGUUUUGGAACCGGUUCCAGGGGUCUUGUCGAAAGUGAUCAGAUGAAAAAGUUAACCAACCCCACGCAAGCGAUACAUCAAACCACGGCUUUUUUUGGUAAUAUAUGAACGGUUAGCAAGAAAAGGGGCUGUUCAUAAACCACGUAGACUUUUUGGGGGUAGGGAGGGGUCAGGCCAAAGCCUACGCUCCAUGCAAAUUUUCAAAUUUCAUAUGGACAAAAGUCUACGAGGGGGAAGGGGGUUCUCAGAUGGCCAAAGUUUGGUCUUCGUGGUUUAUGAAUGGCCUUAAAGGGACUCAAACCACAUUCAAAACUACCAAUAGUGUUCCUAAACCGGUUCCGGGUGUCUCGCCGGAAGUUGUCAGAUGUAACCAAACCCAUACAUGCGCCACAUCAUAUCGCGGCUUUUUAAUCGAAAAUUUUUCAAACCACAUUUAAGAUUACCGGCAGUUUCACGAGCGUUCCAAGGGCUAUCCGGAUGUCAAGGACUAUCCGGAGCAUUUUAAAGGUGGUCCGGGGGGUUUCAUGGGCGUUCUAGCGAGUUUCAGGGCAUUGCAGGGAGUUUAUGUAAAAUGGCUUCAUGGUCAUUCAGGAGCCUCCAAGGGCUGUUACAGGUGUGUUUCAGGUAUCUCCGGGGGUUGCAGAGGUGUUGCAACGGGUUUCAGCAGAGAUCCAGGGACUUUAAGGGGUUUCAUGAGCGUUUCAGCAGCACUCCAGGGCGUUUCAGGGGAUGUUAGGUGAUUUCAGAGAGGUUCUAGGUGGUUCCUUGGGGUUUCUGGGGUAUUCCAGGGGUAUCCCAAAAGAGGUCCAUAGGCGUUCUAGAGGGAUUUAGAGGGUUUUAGGAGCAUUACAAGGAACUUUAGAAAAUUUAAGGAACGUUCCAGGGGUUACAGAGAGAGGUGCUGAAAGGGUUUCAGGAGCAUUUCAAGAGUGUUCCAAGGGAUUUCAGGAGGUUUUGAGGCGUUCCAAAGUUGAAAGUUAUUUAGUUAAAUCAAUAAUUCAGCAGUAUUGCUAAGUUCAGUGGUUCCCAACCUAAAAAAUCAGUAGUCACGGGCCAAAAAAAUCCCAAGAACCGAAAGUGCUAGGAGGAAGUGCAAGUGUUUUUCGGAUUGAUCAGUAUUUCUUAGAUACGUUGAAAAAUCAGUGCUUUCCAAUCUAUGUCCACAGGCCACGUGAGUACUUAUCUCGAGAACCGCAAGUGUGGUUACCAAUAUGACGUCACGGGUCACGGGAAGUUCUGAUGCGCCGGAAGUGGUAGAAAGUAGUGAAACUAUUUUUCGGAUUGUUCAUCUCAAAGAGCAAUAUCUUUAAUACAGAUGCAUUUCAAAGAUCAGUGGUUUUCAAUUCAUGGUCACGGGCCACGCGAAAUUCUCAAAAACCAUAAAUUUGAGGACUAAAUGAAAUGAAACUUUCAGGAGGUCUCAGGUGAUUUCAGGGGGUUCCAGGAGUGUUUCAGGGGUUCUCAGGGAGUUCCAGGGGGUCGCAGAGUAAUUUCAGGAAGUUUCAUAUGUUCUCAUGGGGUUUGAGGCAGAUCUCAUGGGAGCUUGAGGAUGACGAGGAGCAUCUGAAUUCCCAAAAUUUUGUCUAAGACUUACAACUCUAAGUGGUUUAUGAACAGAUCCAUACUAGAUUACUAAUCGCCAAAUAGACCGUUACCUCUGAUUGGGAAUCACUAAGCUUUGUAACACCCCUUUAUUGUAAGAAGUAAUCCUUGAGGACACUUUGAACUUCCGGCUUUUGAGAAAUUAGCAUGGCCUAUGACCCCAGAUUAGGAACCACUAAUUGCAUAAUCUGAAAAUACCAUUUUCACUUUCUCAUCGCACCCUGAAUUCUUGAGAAAUUUGCAUGACCCGUGACCCCAAAUUGGAAACCCCUGAGGUUUACAACACCAGUAUAGUGUAAUAAAUACUACUUAAAACGCAGCAUCUUAAAAGCAUUCGCACUUUCUCCUCAGACUUGCUCAGGUUCUUGCGAAAUCAGCAUGGCCCGUGACCCCAGCUCGAGAACCACUGCGUUCUGCAACGCCACUUUAUUGUAAUAUGUAAUUGCUUCUUGAGACGCAGAAUCUGAAAACUAUUAUUACUUUCCCAUGGCACUCUUGAUUCCUGAGAAAUAAGCAUGGCCCGUUACCCCAGGUUGGAAACCUCUUAGCUUCACUGCACCACUUUAUAACACUUUAUUACAAUUAGUUCUCCUUGAGAUAUAGAAUCCAAAAAGCAUUCAGACUAUCUCCUCGGACUUUCAGUCCGAGCAUAAUUAGCAUGGCCCAUGACUGCAGCUUGGGAAUCACUGAGCUUUGCAACACCAAUUGAUUGUAUUAGGUGCUCCUGGAAACGCAGAAUCCUAAAACAUUCACACUUUCUCCUGGAACUUUCGGUUUUUGAGAAACCGAACAUGUUCUUUCAGAAAUAACUAAUUUUGUACUUACAUUGUUCUCAAUAACUCAAUAAUAACUGAUUCAGUUGUUCUGCAUUUAAAAACAUGUUGCCCUCGAUUUGUUCUUAUAAAAUUAGUUAUUGUUGAGUUAUUUUCCGGUACAAAGUAAGUUAUUAUAUUUGUUUUGUUAGUUCGUAUUCCCUUUUAGGUUAUGGUUAAUUGGCGAUUUAGUCUUCAAAUUGCUUGAAAACGAUGAUGAAAGUUUCAUCAUCUUUUGUUAUUUUCUUCUUCCCGAGAUGCAAACUAAAUUGUGAAGUCCAUGUUGAAUAUGACUAUUUUGCCUAUAAGAACACAAAUGUAAUAAUAGGUCUAUGACAUAGUUAACGACAAUAAAUAAAUAUAAUAAUUAAUUUAGCUAUAGCCAACCCAAAAUUCGCUGGAUUCUCUUAUGUCCUGAAAUGGUACGGCACUGUAGUUUUGUCCGAUUUGUUUCCCAUUUAAAAUGAUGACCUUGGUGCAUGUUAUUUUUAGUAUAUUCACCGUCCUUAACCCGUAUCGGCCUGAGUCAGCGCAUAUGAACUAAAAAUCUCGCCGUUCAGCGAAUACACAACGGAUUUGAAUAUUUUUUUACAGUACACUCGUACAUAUGUCUAGUUUGUAAAAGUGGACAGAGAACGUCGGAAUGGUCCCUAUGGCUUGAGCUUGAUUAACCGCCCGUAGAUGCUACUCCGUUAUUGCUACGUAAGUGCGUUUGGAAAAUAUGCGGCAAGUGAUAUUUUGAUUUGUUUUGCUGUGAGGUGCCGGAUAUUGACGUGGGUGCCCAAGUAGUUCGAAACCCUAUUCUAAGAAAAGCGGGAUGAUGGAGAGGGCUAGACCACCCUCUUCCAUCUGUCUCUGUCUUGUGCUUAUUUAGGAGAGUGAGAAGCAUGCCAAUGCCAGGGAUGGGAACACUCAUUUGCAAAGAGUUACACUCACUUGCAGCUCCUUCACGACUUCGGUAUGCGUGUGCCAUCCUUACCCUAUUCGGCAAACCUUUAGACAAAAACCACAUGGCAAAAGUCGUUCAUACAUCGUUUCUUGAUUGCACGCUUCUGAGCUGAGAAAACUGCAAGUGAGUGUAACUCUUUGCAAGUGAGUGUUCCCAUCCUUGGCCAACGCUAGUAUUUAUAGCUGAGAUUCCUUCGAAAUUUUCUGCUGUGAUUCCUGCAAGGAUUUCUACGAGAAUUACUACAAAAAUGUUCUAAGAAUGUUCCCAGUAAUUCCAAUUGGAAAACACCUUGACAUUCUUUUAGAAAUUCUUACUGGUAUUACUUCAGCAAUAUUACUGGGAUUUUUUUUAUAAAUUUUUGCUAAAACCCACCAGGAACUUUUGCUGGGAUUACGCAGGUAACUCCCGCUGCAGAUCAUUCUGGAGUUCUUUCAGCUGAAAAUGCUUGAGAAACCCCUGCAGUAAUUUCUGGAGAAGUCCUAGUAGUAAUAUCUGCUGCUAUUCUAAGCCAUAGUCCUGAAAGGAUUCUUGAAGAAAUCUAUGGAUACAUAGCAAGAGGAAUUUUUAAUAAAUCUCUGGAAGAAUCCUUGGAAGGAUAUGUAAAGGAACUCUUGCAGACACCUUUGAAGCAAUCCGAACAAGAAUAAUUAAAAGAAUUCCAUAAGGCAUUUGUUGCAGAAUUCCAAAAGAAUGUUUUCAUAAAUUUCUCCUUAAUUGCCUCCAGGAAUGCCUGAUUGGUUCCUCUAGGAAUUGCUACUGGGAUUGCUGAAGAAAUACCAUCCAGUAUUCUUCCAGGGAGUUCACUUGAAGUUCCUCCAGUAAUUCUUCCUGUGAUUUGUCAAAUGAUUUCCCCAAGUAUUUUUUCAUGAAUUCCUCCACGGUUUUUUCUAAAAAAAAAAAUCCUGCAAUAGUUCUUCCAGUGAUUUCUCUGUAGAUACUUUCAGAAAUUGCUCUCGAAAUUCUUUCAGAAAUUCCGCCUGUAGUGCCAAUGAUUCCUUCAUAAUUUCUUCUUCAGAUUGCUCCUGCAAUAUUUGCAAGGAUACUUCCAAAAACUCUUCUGGCAUUUUCACUAAAAAUUCUUGCUGAAGUUCCUCCAGCAAUACCUGUAUGAAUUUCUUCAGAAACUCAGUACUCCUACUAGGAAUCCUCUUCAGAUUAUUUUGGGAACUACUGCUGGGAUUGCUACAGGACUGCUGCUGGGAUUCUUCUAUAAAUUUCAGACAGGAAUCCUCCAGGAUUUUUUCUAGGUUUCCCACCUGCAGGGAAUCAUCCAGGAAUUCCAGGAAGAUUCCCAACAGUAAUAAUUGGAGAUAUUUCUGCUGAAAAUGCAUGAAAUUUCUCAAGAUUUCGAAAAAAAAACUGUAGAAGUUCCUGAAGGAAUCUCAGCAGUAAUGACUGGAAUACAAUAAGCAAUUCCUAGAGUUAUCCUUCACAAAUUCUCUGAAGGAUUCAUAGCAGAAAUUUCUGGAAGAAUUAGAAGAAAUUCCCUUGAGAGACACCCCAGCAGGCUUCCCAAAUCUUUUGAGAAAUCCUCUUGGAAUUCCUCUAGAAAUGUCUGAUGGGAUUCUCCUGGAAAUUUAUGGAAUUUCUCAAUGGAUUCCUCCGAAAACUGCUCCGGUUAUCCUUUUAGGGAUUUUCUCAAGGAUUCCUCCAAUAAUUUCUCUCGGGAUACCCUUAGAAAUUCCUGCACGAAUUUAUUAAUGAACUUCUGCCAGGAUUUCUCCAAGUAUUCUUGCACUUCUCUUGGGAAUCAUCCUGAAAUAUUUCUAGCAGGAAUUGCUUGAAGAAUUCCAGCAACACUUCUUGUAGGAUUCCCACCACGAAAGCCUGAAAAAACCACAGAAACAUUUUAGGAACACUUUCAACAUAAAUUCUCAAGAAAUUUGAAAAUGAUUUCCAGAAUACGAAGAGUAAUUCAAAGAAAAAUUACUAGAGGAACUCCGCAAAAAAUCCCUGGGUGAGUUUGUGAAGAAAUUAUUGGAUAAUUUCGAAAGAAAAUCCUGUAGGAAUCAUAUGAAGUAAUCUUGGCGGAAACUCAGCACUCACUCUUGAGUAAUCUCCAUGAUGAAUUUUUGGAGGUACCUUUUAAACAUCCCUGUAGCAAUCACAGAAGAUACUUCUUCUGUAAUCACUCACUCAAUCAUGUAUCCUGAGCACCUCUUGGGGUACAUAGGGCCAACGAAAAGUUCUCCAUCCUGGACAGCUGCUGGCUUUAGCCUUGACAUAGACCCAGGUCGCCCAGGUUCGCCUUCUUUGAUUUCUUUGUUGAGGAUUCGUCGCCACGAGUCCUGGGUCUGUCUCUGCUUGAUAUCUGUUGAUAUCGGUUUCCUAUGGCAUCGUCGAUGGAGCUCAGUACUCCAAAUCCAAUUGUGAGGCCACCAGGCCCGAAUCAUAAAGCGCAGACAUCGGUUGAUGAAAAUCUGUAGCUUCUGUGUGGUCUGUGCUGACACGAACCACGUUUCGCUGGCGUACAACAACAUAGAUUUCACGUUGCAAUUGAAAAUUCGAGAUUUGGUGCGUUGACUGAUUUGAUUAGAUGUCCGUAGAUUCACAAAAACAGUCCUAGCCUUCUUGAUCCGUGUUGACAGCCAACGAUUUGGUCUUGCUGACGUUGAUGGUUAGACCGGCCGUAGAGGAGCGUUCAGCCUGGUCGUCGAGCUUCAGGUAUCAGAAGGCCGGCUCCAGAGGCACAUUAUCCCCCAUUUGGGACAAUUGUGCCAAUUGGUCAUUUGGAAGCUUGACGACUCUGCAUGUUAAAGCGUCGUUGGUCUAGUAGAGCAACACCAUGGACCAAAUCGAAGUCGUUCGUAUGCUCCAUUGCGAUGGGCUACCAAACUAGCCUACGAUUUGGUACACGGCCAAUCGCCCCCACAAUGAUCUUCGAUGAGAAACAGUAGCGGAGAUAGUACCAAACUACCCGGAUGGGGUCCGACAAAGCUCCGUUAUGCAGGACUCUGUAUGUAAAAGCCUCGUACUGCGCUUCCAUGAGGUUGACGAUUUUAUUCGUAACUCCUUUGCGUCUCAGGGGGUCCCACAGAUUUUCGUGGCUCAGACGACCGAAAGCUUUUUUGUAGUCAAUGAACACUAAAAAGAGGGACUCUUGAAAUUCAUUAACCUGCUCCAGUAUAAUACGGAGCGUGACAAUACAGUUAACACAAGAUCUUCCGACACGGAACCCUCUUGCUGCCGCCGGAAAGCGGCCCCUGUAUCCGAUUCAGGAUAACUUUGGCACAGAACUUUGAGAACAAUACACAAUAGAUCAAUGCAGAAAUCACGGUAGGUAUCCUAGAAGAUUUCCUAGACGAAUUCUUGAAGGAGUUCUUGGAAAAAAAUCGCGGAAAAUGUCAAGAGGAACUUUUGGGGAAAUGAAAAAAUCUUUGGAUAUGGUCUCAAGGAACUGCUGAAAUGCUGAAAUUCUAGCUGAGAUUGCUCCAGAGGUAUGUCCACGUUAUCAUAUAUGAAUCCAAUCUGUGAUUUCUUCAAGGAUUUCUAUAAAUAUUCCUCUAAUGGUUUUUCCAGAUUUUUCUCUUUAGGAAUUUGGCUUGAAAUACUACUGGAAAUCCCUGAAGGAAUCACAGCAAGAAAUUUUGAGGAAAUAUCUGGAGGAAUCACAGCAGCACUUUUGUAGGAAUCUCAGUUUUAAAUACCUGUGAAAAUUUGCCAGUGUUACGUAUGUGUUUAUCUGUGACUUUAUCAUCCAUAAGGUUGGGACGUCAUUUAUUUCGGACCUAAACUGUGUAAGCUAAUAAAAUGAUGAUUUUGGCCAAACAUGAACUAGGUGGCGGUAGUGGGCAAACGUCUAACUCGAACAAAAACGAUGCGAGCGCUACGGAUGAGCAGUGAGCCAACUAUCAAAAUUUUAAAUAGACCAUUAAUUUGGUGUACGAUGGGAGUACUUCGGGUGUUUACGUCUGUUUGUCUGUCUGUGAUUCUUGUAGAUUAAGAUAAGAUCGGUAUUUCCAGGAACGAAACAGGUUUUCAAGAGCAUGUUGAUAAACCAACAUUUCCUUGAAAGUGCAGUAUCUAUUUGCGUCGCCAAAAUGCACACAAUUUGUACCAUUCAGGGAAAAGGAAUUCAGGGCAAUGGGAUGGUGUCCUUUUUGAUAUGUACCUUACUAUGGUAAGAAAUUAGGUUAAACGUGAUCCAGAUAGGCGUCGCAACGUCCAUCUACAAUCUUUUUAGCACGUUAUCAGCCAAUUAAAUUACUGGUAACUGCCCGUCGAACUACAAUCACUCAAAUAAAAUGCAUGUUAAACGGUCGAUAUCAGUCGUGCGAUACUCGUCGUCGACAAUUGGACUAUUAAACUCUUCCUCAACCGAAUUUUGAACUGAAAUAUAAUCGCAAACUACAGAUUACCAGUCAAUCUCUGCAAACAACCAUGGGCGUGUUCGCAAGCCGACGCCGAAGGGCUCGCUUCAACACUGAUAGCGUGGAUGCCACAAGAACAUUCAGUCAAAUGUCCGGUACAAUCUCGAAGAAGAGAGAAUCCGUAUAUUUUGACACGCCAAGCGGUCGAAACGACAAGGCGUACUCGAUGAACGGAACCAAACGCGGAAAAGUUCUGAUCUUUAAUCAAGUAUCGUUUGAAGACCCCAGCUACGAGGAACGCGAUGGAACGCACCAAGAUGUUAAACGACUGUUCAACGUGCUGCCACGUCUUGGAUUUUCAAAGGAAGAUAUAACAGUGUACGAAGACUACAGCUACAGCGAAAUCAAUCGCAUUGCCGUUAAGCUGGAAUAUGACGAAGACCUGAAGCAAGCGGAUUGUUUGAUGGUGUUCAUACUGACGCACGGCGAGGAGGGAGACAGGUUGAUGGCCCAAGACGAUUCGUACAAUUUGCACAAAUUUUUGGAGAACUUCACCCCGACGUCGCUGAACUCGAUGGCCGGAAAGCCCAAGUUGUUCUUCAUCCAAGCAUGCCGCGGCAGAAAGCUGGAUCGAGGAGUACUGCUGAGGACUACGUUGAUCCAAGCCGACUGCGGCAGGGAUAUGGUUGAUUCACAUUCAGAAGUCUAUAUUCACCCAGAGUUUGCCGAUCUGCUGGUAGUUAUGAGCUCCCAUCACGGUCAUCAGUCAUUUCGCAACGAAUCCGGCAGCUGGUUUAUACAAGAAUUUUGCAACGUUAUUGAAAGCUGCGAAUCACUAAAAACGACUUCAAUCUACGAUAUUCUAACGGAAACCAACAAUGGCGUUUCGCAGCGAAUCAGCAACUCCGAUGGGGACAGGAAUAAGAAAAAGCAGAUUCCCAGUUUCUACUCGACGCUGACGAAGAAGCUUUGUUUUGGUCCCGUGAAUUAAUUUGAACUAGAGUUGCGAAAAUGUAGAGUCGAUAGAGUCACACAAAGAGUAAAACCAAAUUUAACCAAACUGUCAAAUAACAGUAGUCUCUUUGCGUGAUUCUUUGUAACACCAGCUCUACCUUCAUCGUCCAUUUUCAAACUCCCCUCCCCCUAUGUCACAUUUUUGGUAUAAAGGACAUCUCCCCCCCCCGCUAAUACCGUGACGUAAUUUAAGGACGUUCCCAAACUUGUCAAACCUGCUUCCUCCUCCUUCUAAAAUCAUUAAUACUCAUUUUAUACUCAAAACUUUUACCAUAUUACUAACGAGGACGACCAGGCUUCUAGAUUUGGAUUGAUCUUAUUUUGAAAAUCUCAUAAAAUGUCGAAAAUCGUAUUUCUGUGUUUGACCAUCGUCCAAAUCAAAUUUUACGUUUCCCAUCAGAUUUGCACGAUAUUCAGAAACUCUGACACAAACAGAUUUUGUCCCUAUCUAGGUAGUGUCAUCUCCCUCGGAAACAAAAUAGGUUGAGAUCUGCUGAAGUGAAGCUUCUGUAACAACAAUAGCGCACUGCAUGAAAUUCUCUCCUUCUCUUUCACUCCUACAGAAAUUUUGCAAACAACAAGGCCAAGAAACGUCAAAAUUGUUGAAAGUGUAUAAAUGUUACAAUCGAGCUCUCCUCGUAUCAAGACAACAUAUAUAAAUUGUUAUACCAUGAUCAUUGAUGUGACAUCGAACUAUUGUAUAUUUAUGUUUACGUUCAGAAUAAAUUAGUCGUUUGUGUACAGUGGAAUCGCACGGUUGCUGUUUUACUCGAUCCGUAAACCCCGUUGUUCCUCUCUCGGUCCGUGUUUUUUAUGUCCACUGGAAGCUACUCUCAACAGGUUUUGGGCUCAGCUAUGGACGAGAGAGUGAAAAUUGCCGCGUUCGACGGUUCCGGCUUCCACAACUGGAAGUUCCGGAUCGAAACCGUCCUUGAUACUUACGAUCUACUUGAUUGUAUCCGCCGGGAGAUUGCCGAGAUAGAAGAACUACGCGCAGUGGCUACCGAUACCGUGGAAAUAAAGUCGGAGAAGAAAAAGCUGAUGGUGGCACGGGUAGCUGCAGAGAAAAAGUGCAAAGCGAUAGUUGUUUCGGCCAUCGCUGAUAAUCAGUUGGAGCUGGUGAAAGAUUGUGCGACUCCGAAACGGAUAUGGGACACACUGAAGGCUGUGUUUGAACGUCGUGGUGUUGCCGGGCAACUGUUGAUAAGAAAACAGCUCCCAACAUUAAAGUAUGUAGAGGGAGUCGGCGAUGGUUUGUCGGAACAUUUGCUCAAAUUUGAUGGUCUGAUUCGCGAGUUGAAGGAAAGUGGUGCGGUAGUGGAAGAUGCCGACGCGAUUUGCCAUUUUUUAUUGACGCUACCGCCAUCGUUUGACCCGGUGAUUACGGCAAUCGAGACACUGCCCACUGGUGUGACAAUGGCAUUCGUCAAAAAGCGAUUGCUGGAUGUGGAAAUGAAGAGGCAGAAUCUGUCGGUGCCGGAUUGUGACAUUCAGGAUGUAGCUAUGGCAAGUCGGCAUGUGUGGCACAGGACAAAGUGCUUUAGAUGUGGCAAACUAGGGCACAAACAAUCCAACUGCCGUAUGCCAGUGGUUCCCAAUCAGAAUUACAAUGGAAAGGUGAGAAAUCGCAAUAAUAAACCCGACAUAGUGAUUGAAGAAGACAGUGAUUCUGAUCGUGCAGAUGUUUGUUUCCUGGCAUCGAAAGAAGAAGAACUAGUGAAAAUGCAGUGGUUCCUGGAUUCUGGCGCGACGGACCACAUGGUAAAGGACUCUCGUUAUUGAGCUUCUCGAGAAUGUUUAGCAUUUCGACAAGUUUCUCUUCGACCUCUAGGUUGCGCGCCAGGGUAUAAUGUGUGCUGGGCACUUUGCGACGAUUAACUCAAAUCCGCAGACCAGCGCACAAUUUGCGCGCCGAUUGCCUAUGCGCCAAGUUUUUCCUUGGCCAAAUCACUAUUAAUCAGUGGUUUAAUGCAGUAAAAGCGUUGCUACCGUCAAUAAUAUCUUUAUUGUACAUUAUUUCCGGACAUAAAGAAGUUCAAUGUUUUAGACAAAAAAUGGAACCGAACCCUAAGAGAGAUAGAGCUCUUGGCGCGAACCAUUUUGACACUUGUUUAUUUACAUUUUGUAUGGCGCACAACCCGGCGCAUGGGCUGUCGGCGCACGAGUUGUUGGCCGGUAUGCGGAUUUCAGAAAAGAUUCGCAAUA
Aedes albopictus (Asian tiger mosquito) is the source of this 21289-nucleotide messenger RNA. Its product is annotated as caspase-1-like. Gene Ontology annotation, molecular function: cysteine-type endopeptidase activity. The record is from RefSeq and is a predicted model, not a curated record. NCBI's taxonomy places the organism in Eukaryota, Metazoa, Arthropoda, Insecta, Diptera, Culicidae. Gene Ontology annotation, biological process: proteolysis. Bases 18141 to 19061 code for a protein of 306 amino acids. The transcript has 3 exons.